AUGACUUUGAAUGACAAGCAAUUACCAAAAAAUUACAAGUCUGAUGUUGUCAAGACCUUUAUUUUUGGCAGUUCUUCAUGGACCCUCCUUCCAGUUCCCUCUCCUUGGUGGUCCCUCCUCUCUGGCCUUCUUUUGGGGAUCCUCCUUAGCUCCUUGGUGGACCCUUCUUUGGUGGAUCCUCCUUCCUGGCCUUUGGUGGGCCCUCCUUCCUGGCUCCUUCAUGGACCUUCCUCCCCGGCCUUUGGUGGACCCUCCUCCCUGGCUCCUUCGUGGACCUUCCUCCUGGCCUUCUUUGAUGGACCUUCCUCUCUGGCCUCCAUGGCUCCCAUCCCUGGCUUCUUUGGUGGUCCCUCUUUCAUGGUCCCUUCAAUUGGUGGAUAUUUUCCAACUUGA
Suillus bovinus is the source of this 393-nucleotide messenger RNA. RefSeq lists its product as uncharacterized. NCBI's taxonomy places the organism in Eukaryota, Fungi, Basidiomycota, Agaricomycetes, Boletales, Suillaceae. The transcript is spliced from 2 exons. Bases 1 to 393 code for a protein of 130 amino acids. The record is from RefSeq and is a predicted model, not a curated record.